ACCAGGCUCCACCAACAUCCCUGAGCCAGAUUAUACCACAAUGCUGGGGCCAGGUACUACCAAAAUCCCUGAGCCAGAUUAUACCACAAUACCUGGACCAGGCUCCACCAACAUCCCUGAGCAAGAUUAUACCACAAUGCUGGGGCCAGGUACUACCAAAACCCCUGAGCCAGAUUAUACCACAAUGCCUGGACAAGGCUCCACCAACAUCCCUGAGCAAGAUUAUACCACAGUGCUUGGACCAGGUACUACCAAAAUCCCUGAGCCAGAUUACACCACAAUGCCUGGACAAGGCUCCACCAACAUCCCUGAGCCAGAUUAUACCACAAUGCUUGGACCAGGUACUACCAAAAUCCCUGAGCCAGAUUAUACCACAAUGCUGGGGCCAGGUACUACCAAAAUCCCUGAGCCAGAUUAUACCACAAUGCCUGGACCAGGCUCUACCAACAUCCCUGAGCCGGAUUAUACCACAAUGCUUGGACCAGGUACUACCAAAAUCCCUGAGCAAGAUUAUACCACAAUGCUGGGGCCAGGUACUACCAAAACCCCUGAGCCAGAUUAUACCACAAUGCCUGGACAAGGCUCCACCAACAUCCCUGAGCAAGAUUAUACCACAGUGCUUGGACCAGGUACUACCAAAAUCCCUGAGCCAGAUUACACCACAAUGCCUGGACCAGGCUCCACCAACAUCCCUGAGCCAGAUUAUACCACAAUGCUUGGACCAGGUACUACCAAAAUCCCUGAGCCAGAUUAUACCACAAUGCCUGGACCAGGCUCCACCAACAUCCCUGAGCCAGAUUAUACCACAAUGCUUGGACCAGGUACUACCAAAAUUCCUGAACCAGAUUAUACCACAAUGCCUGGACCAGGCUCCACCAACAUCCCUGAGCCAGAUUAUACCACAAUACCUGGACCAGGCUCCACCAACAUCCCUGAGCCAGAUUAUACCACAAUGCUUGGACCAGGUACUACCAACAUCCCUGAGCCAGAUUAUACCACAAUGCCUGGGCCAUGCUCUACCAACACCACUGAGCCAGAUUAUACCACAAUGCCUGGGCCAUGCUCUACCAACCUCCCUGAGCCAGCUUGCACCAUGGUUCCUGAGCCAUGUUCCACCAAAAUCCCUGACUCAGGUUGUACCGUGGUUUCUGGGCCAUGCUCUACCAAUGUCCCUGAACCUGGCUAUGUGAAUGCCUCAGAGUCCAACUAUACCAAGGUCCCUGAUCAGGGCUAUACCAAGGUACCUGGUCAGGGAUAUUCUAAGGUACCAGAGCCAUGCCAAUCCAAGGUUACUGAGGUGUACCCCACAAAUGUCACUCCAGAAUUGGCUCAGCAGAAGACUAAGCAGAAGUAACACAGUCCGUAGUCAGCCAGGCCCUUGAAGAGCCAACCACCUGCUGCUGAACUCUUUCCUGUCUGCUUCUUUCCCUAUUGUCUAGAGACAGUAGUUUGCUGCAUUCUCUAU
This is a messenger RNA of Peromyscus eremicus (cactus mouse), 1465 nucleotides long. Its product is annotated as small proline-rich protein 3-like. The transcript is spliced from 2 exons. NCBI's taxonomy places the organism in Eukaryota, Metazoa, Chordata, Mammalia, Rodentia, Cricetidae. The coding region runs from base 41 to 1354 and encodes 437 amino acids. The record is from RefSeq and is a predicted model, not a curated record.